Messenger RNA from Lycium barbarum (goji berry), 1473 nucleotides. RefSeq lists its product as uncharacterized. The record is from RefSeq and is a predicted model, not a curated record. Lineage: Eukaryota; Viridiplantae; Streptophyta; Magnoliopsida; Solanales; Solanaceae. The coding region runs from base 112 to 594 and encodes 160 amino acids. The transcript is spliced from 4 exons.
AAUAUAUACUCGGCUUCUCCUCCUCCUACAUUCCUAACCAAAACAAAUUGUGUAUUUUUCUCUAUUCAAAGGACUUUAUCCAUUUCUUGUUUAUCAAAAAUAUUGAACUAUAUGGAAAAGGCAAAGCAAGUUGUUGGUUCCUCUUCUUCUUCUUCAUCGUUCACCAAUGAACUCUUUGGUCCAAAAAAGCCCUCAAACUCGUCCCUCUUUGGUUCUGUUUUUGGUCCAAAUUCCACGGGACUUAGAAGGGAUCCCAUGCACUCAGGGGAUAGAGGUUCAUCAAGAAUCCAAGAUCAAGGGAACCAUUAUGGCAAUACAAAAUAUGGAACUUCAGAUAAUGGAUCUAACAGAAGCAGGGGAGACAAUACUAAGGACAAGACUUUAAUGUAUCAAUAUGAAAAAGUAGAAGCUCCAUGUAAUUUAAGCUCAUCCAUCUACUAUGGUGGCCAAGAUGUUUAUCCUCCAACUACCCAGACCAGUGGCUCCCUGAAUAAUAUUGUCAAGAAAGAUGGGAGGGACGAUGGUUCAAACUCUGCUUCAAGAGGAAAUUGGUGGGAGGGUACGUAUGAUGAUAAUAUAUUAUUAUUUUUAUAAUAAAGUAUAUUGCUUUGAUUUAAAGGUGCUGUCUCUUUGUUUCUGCAGGAUCACUUUACUACUAAUAAGGCCUUGCCUUUGCCUAUAUAAAUUUCUUCUCUACAUAUGAUUUUCUGAGUUUGUUUUUGUUUUAUAUUUAUUUUUGUUUUUGUAUUUUUCUGUUUUUAUUUCUUCUCUUUUAAUCGUAAUUGAUUUCUUUUUUUUUAUUAUUUUAUUUAUUGUUCGAAAUCAGGAGUUAAGAGAAAGCAUUUUUGACCAGCAAGGAGUGGAAGAUGUUACAUUGCAGUCUCUUUUUUUUUUCUUUUUUUUUCUUUUUUCCUUUUUCAGCUUGUACAUCAGUAUAUGAGUUCCUCUUUGUAUAGUUGCUGAACUUCUCUUGUGUAAUGUAUUUAUCAAAUCCAAAUCCAACUAAUUAUCCUAACACUUAUCAGAUUGUUGCAACCUCUAAUUCUCUUUGGAAUAUUAUAUCUGAACUUCAUUAACUUGGGCCUGGGUCAAACUUCCGAGAUGGGCUUCGGUCAACAUAUAUAGUGGUCAAUCUAUAACUAAUAAUUCUACGGAAAAGGGCCAAAAUUACCUCUGAACUUUGGGAAAAUAGAUCAUUCAUACCCUUCGUUAUACUAUAGGGCCAAUUAUAUCCUUACCGUUAUACUAUAGGGCCAAUUAUACCCUUAUGUUAAACGGCCUGCCAAGUGGCAUCAUCCUAGAUGCCCAGCUCAUUUUUUACCCACCAACUUAACCCAACCCGACGCAGAUAUAAUUUUGUCACCCAACCCUUUUUCUUUUUCUUACUGUCUUCUUCUUUCUCCAUGCCCAACUCCUCCAUGUCCACUAUCUCCGAUCCCUCACCCCCAGCUCCUCCAUGUCAUUCUCCUUUUU